AUGACAGAAGCAUUAACCCGGCUUCAUAUCACCCCUCUCACCCCAGAGAUUCUGCCGUCGGUGCUACCCGCCUCCCUCCGACAGUCGGCGACAGAUAUCUCCUUCCAUUCCAUCCCCACGUUCCUCGAGAACAGCUACGGCUACGUCACAUUACCAGCCAUGGAGGCAGAGAAGAUCAAGAAGAAGUUUAAUGGCUCGAUUCUAAAGGGCAAAAAGUUCAAGGUCGAGACAGCUCGGCCGCAAAAAAGACACCGACCGGACGAAGAGGCCGGGGCGGAAAAUGACUCGAAGAAAUCCAAGAAGCGCAAGUCGGAGGAUGGGGUAUUGGAUGGGAUUGAGCUGCCCGCAGACCGCAAGGUGAAACGAGGCUGGACGGAAUCAAGCACUGCGAAGAAGGAACGACGGAUGGCCGAGAAAGACAAGGAGAAGAAAAAGAGCAGCAAAGACAAGAAGGACAAGACGCAGGCCAAGUCCAAGUACACUGAGAAGCCAGAGUGCCUAUUCCGCACGAAAAUCCCACCUAAUCGAUCUGGCGAUGAUGCGGUCGACGGCAAGAAGGCCAAGAAAAGGAAGCAGUCCUCGCAGGAAUCGGUUGUCCAUGAGUUUGCCAAGACGGUCGCCCAGCCUAGUUUCUUGCGAGAUGCAAAGGAGAGUGCAGCGCCUACGGCUACAUUUGAGGAGGGAAAGGGCUGGGUGGAUGCAACGGGGGAGGUGAAAGAGCCCGCCAGCGAGAAGAUCAGGAAGGCCAAUUAUCAGCCGGGCAAGGUUGCAGGUGCUAAAGAGAAACGGAGUGCCGGCUCAAGCAAGAGCAAAAAGAAGACCCCAGCCAAAUCAGAGCCAUCUGAGGAGUCAUCUUCUGAAGACUGGACCUCCUCCAGUGGCUCAUCGGAUGAGAGCCCUGACUCGGAAAGCGAAGAUGAUACGCCUAGCUCAUCCAAUGCGUCGUCGGCAUCUGCUGCAGGGGAGACAAAUGCGAAGCCUGCUGUGUCUUCCAAGCAGGAUGUAGCCGGCGCUACGGAGACUACUCAAGAACCAACCCAGGAUGAACGCUCCGAUGUACCCACACACGAGGCAGUUACUUCUGCCAAGGAAGUUCACCCCCUGGAAGCACUAUUCAAACGGGCCGGCCCGCUUGCAUCUGAUGUACCAGCUGCUCCAGAUGCCAGCGCCGGUUUUAGCUUCUUUGGGAAUGACGACAUCGAGUCUGAAGAGGAAGAGCCACGGGUCACCGAGCCCCAGACUCCAUACACCAAGAUGGAUCUCCAAGCACGAGGCUUACGGAGUGCGGCGCCAACACCAGACACGGCAAUGCUUGGUCGACGUAUGAAAUGGAACGACUUUGAUGAGAUGGAAGACGAGGACCAGGACGACGUCAACAAUACCCCUGUCGCCAAGACCCGGAAUUUGGAGGCUCCUCAAGAAGACACCGAGUUUGUGAAAUGGUUCUGGGAGAACCGUGGUGAGAAUAACCGGGCGUGGAAGAAGCGUCGGCGCGACGCCGCCAAGGAGCAGCGGCAGCGGGAGAACCGGAAGAAGGGGCUGAAGGGCAAGUCCUGA
Molecule: messenger RNA, 1557 nt
Organism: Penicillium riverlandense
Lineage: Eukaryota; Fungi; Ascomycota; Eurotiomycetes; Eurotiales; Aspergillaceae
Exons: 1
Coding region: 1-1557 (518 amino acids)
Source: RefSeq, a predicted model, not a curated record